Acanthosepion pharaonis is the source of this 678-nucleotide messenger RNA. Lineage: Eukaryota; Metazoa; Mollusca; Cephalopoda; Sepiida; Sepiidae. The record is from the annotation of a GenBank genome assembly.
AUGCUUCAUUUCUCUUUCCAUCUAGUCUCUUUCUUUGUUCAUUCACUCCUUUUUUCCUUGCUUUUUCCUUCGUCUCUUCUAUUUCAACCCUCUUUCGAUCUAAUUCGACAAAUUCUUUCCUUUUUUCUUUCCUUAGUCUCGCUUGUUUCGUUGGUUCAUUCGUUGUUUCUUUUACUUACAUCUUUCCUUUUCCCCAUUCGUUUCUUUCCCAGUCACCUUUUAUUUCUAUUUAACCUUAUAAAAAUCUCUUUAUCACACUCUCGUUUCACUUCAUUAAUCCAUCGCUUCCUUCCUUCCUUCCUUCCUUCCUUCCUUCCUUCCUUCCUUCCUUCCUUAUCACAAUCAUUUAAAAUCCGCCUCUGUUUAAAAAGAGCAUCGGAAGAGCGUCUUUUUCGUUUAUCCCGAUUUAGCCGAAGUCCUUUGGCAGACAAACGGGGCUACUCUCAGACAUUAGAAACUUCUCAUUUUUCUUUUCAUUUAUUUGGAGAAUCCUUCUGUCUAUCUAUCUAUCUAUGUGAGUUUGUUAAUAUAUUCCUGUGUCAGUUUGUUAAUAUCUAUCUAUCUAUCUAUCUAUCUAUCUAUCUAUCUAUCUCGGACUCUAUAUAUCUAUCUAUCUAUCUAUCUAUCUAUCUAUCUAUCUAUCUAUCUAUCUAUCUAUCUAUCUAUCAGUAUUCCUAA